Molecule: messenger RNA, 2134 nt
Organism: Camelus dromedarius (Arabian camel)
Lineage: Eukaryota; Metazoa; Chordata; Mammalia; Artiodactyla; Camelidae
Gene: TCHP
Product: trichoplein keratin filament binding
Exons: 13
Coding region: 150-1652 (500 amino acids)
Biological process (GO): apoptotic process
Cellular component (GO): keratin filament
Source: RefSeq, a predicted model, not a curated record
UCGUCGGCCCGUUGCCCCGGCAACGAACGGUGAAACGGCCGACGUAGGUGCACAGCUCCCCGAAGCCGAGCGAGCCAAGCAGGUCUUGCUGGAAGUCUGCGGGAUCGCGGGUUGCAGCAGUCUUCGGAAACUCCGGGGCGCAGAGAAAUAUGGCACUCCCCACACUGCCCUCCUCCUGGUGCAGCCGGAGGCUCCUGGAUCAGCAGGCAGCGCGACAGCGACACCGAGAGCAGGAGGCCCUGCUGCGGCAGCAGUGGGAUCAGAACAGCCGCUACUUCAAGGUGUCGGACAUCUGUAGCUCCAAACAAGCGGAAUGGAGCUCCAAGACCUCCUACCAGCGGAGCAUGCACGCCUACCAGAGGGAGAAGAUGAAGGAGGAGGGGAGGAGGCGUCUGGAGGCCCGACGGCAGAGACUCAGGCAGCUUCUGCUGGAGGAGCAGGACCUGCUGGCCCGAGAACUGGAGGAGCUGAGGCUGAGCAUGAACUUGAGGGAAAGAAGAAUCCGGGAGCGGCACGAGAAUCUGAAGUCAGCCCGAGAAGAGCAAAGGAAACUGAUUGCUGAACAACUUUUGUAUGAACACUGGAAAAAGAACGACCCCAAACUUCGAGAGAUUGAACUAGACCUUCACAGGAAGCAUGUGAUAAACUCUUGGGAAACACAGAAAGAAGAAAAAAGACAGCAAGACACUGCCAAAGAGGAAGAGGAAAAGCAGUGUGAAAAUGAGUAUGAGACAGCCCGGAGGGAAGCGCUGGAACGGAUGAGAGCCGAGGAGGAGAGGAGGCAGCUGGAGGGGAAGCUGCAGGCGGAGGCGCUGCGCCAGCAGAUGGAGGAGCUGAAGGUGAAGGAGAUGGAGGCCACGAAACUGAAGAAGGUGCAGGAGAAUCUGCUGAAGCAGCGCUGGGAGCUGGAGAGGCUGGAGGAAGAGAGGAAGCAGAUGGCGGCCCUGCGGCAGAAGGCAGAGCUGGGACGCUUUUUGAGACAUCAGUAUAACGUGCAACUCAACAGACGUACACGGCAGAUCCAAGAGGAAUUGGAGGCGGACAGGCGCAUCCUGCAGGCGCUGCUGGAGGAGGAGGACGAAAACCAGCGCGCGCACCUGGCCCGGCGGGAGCAGGCCCUGGCUGACGUGGCGUGGAUGAAGCAGGUCAUCGAGGAGCAGCUGCAGCUGGAGAGGGAGCGGGAGGCAGAGCUACAGACUCUGCUGAGGGAGGAGGCCAAGGAAAUGUGGGAGAAGAGAGAGGCAGAGUGGGCCCGUGAGAGGAGCGCUCGAGACCGGCUGAUGAGCGAGGUUCUGACAGGGAGACAACAACAAAUACAGGAGAAGAUUGAACAAAACCGACAGGCGCAAGAGGAAUCCCUCAGACACAGGGAGCAACUCAUUCAAAAUCUUGAGGAGGCAAGAGAGUCAGCUCGUCGUGAGAAGGAGGAGAGCGAAGAACUGAAGUCAGCCAGGAAGCGGGAGCUGGAAGCCCAGGUUGCAGAGCGCCAGCUGCAGGCGUGGGAAGCAGAACAGCAGGAGGAGGAGGAGGAAGAGGAGGUGAGGCAGGCAGAGCAGCUCACGGAUGCUCUGCUGCAGCAGGAGGCGAAGAUGAUGGCCCAGCAGGGCUACCAGCCCAAGCCUUACGGACAUCCCAGAAUUGCUUGGAACUGACGCCGUUGGUACCGUAAGCACAGAGAGCCAGGAUGGUGAGGUCUCGGAUAUGCAGCUGCCAGACAGUUUUAUAUGUUCUGUUCUCGUGUUCGGGUCACUGUAACAUAGCUCACCGAGCCUGUUCAGGUUCACAGUUAAACAGAGCAAGGGUCUGGCCGGACUUCAAGGUGUGCUGGAUAAGCCGCACCAGCAAGAGGCCCUUUCCUGCCCUUCUUAUCCCAGAAAGGGGCUUUAUACUCACAUGCUGGCAGUGCUGUCACAGUCUUGUAAUAUAUUUAUAAGUAACAGAAGAUUCUAAAUCAAUGCCAGGAGUUACAAGUUGUGUUCCAUGACCAGAUACGUGGUUUCCUGUUGUCUUACCCCUAACUGUCAGCCUCCAGUGAGGACUCCAGCCAGAGAUAGAAAUUUUAAAAUUUUUAAAAAUUGCCAUUUAAAUUUAUUCUAUUGAAAAUAAACUUGCGGGUCUUGGUGUAGUUUAUUAA